AUGCCCACGCCGCACCCUGGGCAGGCGCCUCGACCCGUGCGUGCGUGCGUGCGCGCGUGGAGGGGGGGGUGCGCGCCGACGCGUCUGCGUGGGCCGCUAUACGCACGGGAUGCGGUGCGUGCCUCGCAUUCCCAUAGUGUCAAGUUCGAGCACGCGCACGCGCGCCGGGUUCCGAGGGCAUGUGCUUCCUGCUCGCCGAGCCUCGAUCCAUUACGGGACGCCGAAACCCAUCUGUUUCGAGGCGCGUGGGUCGCGCUGGCCAUCUUCAUAAAGCGGUUUUCCCACCAGCUUGAGAGUUCUCAGGGCCGUUAUGCGCCGCCUUGCGUCACUCUGCCCGCGGCAGUGAGAGGGUCUGUCUCGCUUUCCGCUCGAGCGUGGCAGGGGCGCGCUGGCGAGGGGCGCGGAUGCGGGGAGAGAGGGCAAAGAGACCCCGCUAGGGGAGGCCCGGAAACGGACGACGGCGGACUUUUGGCAGUUCGGGUUGGGUUGUGA
Molecule: messenger RNA, 492 nt
Organism: Gryllus bimaculatus (two-spotted cricket)
Lineage: Eukaryota; Metazoa; Arthropoda; Insecta; Orthoptera; Gryllidae
Source: the annotation of a GenBank genome assembly